Messenger RNA from Zophobas morio, 2301 nucleotides. RefSeq names its product autophagy-related protein 9A (gene Atg9). Bases 110 to 2188 code for a protein of 692 amino acids. The transcript has 4 exons. Gene Ontology annotation, cellular component: autophagosome; phagophore assembly site. NCBI's taxonomy places the organism in Eukaryota, Metazoa, Arthropoda, Insecta, Coleoptera, Tenebrionidae. The record is from RefSeq and is a predicted model, not a curated record. Gene Ontology annotation, biological process: protein localization to phagophore assembly site; nucleophagy; autophagy of mitochondrion.
AAAUCAAGUUCUUCCUAAAUGCGUUGACUGUGGCUUGUCGGAGUGCUACCAAAAUUCCUAGUGUGUGGACAAAAUUUCGAAGAAAAUGCUCGAAACCUAACAGCACACUAUGCAAAACUACUCCUCCCUCCAAGAGACCCACGAGCCGGACGAAGAAGGCGGCGUCCUCGUGCACGUCGCCGAACCGUCCCGCGCUCGCUGGAACCACAUCGAAGAUCUCGACUCUUUCUUCUCUCGGAUGUACCAAUACCACCAACGCCACGGCUUCUUCUGCAUGCUCCUCCAGGAGGUCCUCGAACUGAUCCAAUUCGUCUUCAUCGUGUUCCUAACAGCCUACAUUUUCCACGGCAUCGACUACCCCGUCCUGUUCAAGGACGAACCACCUCAUCACGGCAACGGCAACUCCACCAAGGUGACCCUGCACGACGUCGUACUUCCCUUCGGCCAGUGCGUCUCCAACUUCACCGCCCUCACCUGGAUCGCACUCAUCAUAGCCUUCGUCGUCUGGGUCCUCAAGUCGAUCCGCGGCGUCUAUCACCUGUUCCACUUCUGGGACAUCAAGCAGUUCUACAACACCGCAUUGAAGGUGGACGAUCACGAGUUGGACAACCUGACCUGGCACGAGAUCCAGACCAAGGUCCGGACGGUGCAGAUGGAGCAGCAGAUGUGUAUUCACAAGAGGGAACUGUCGGAGCUCGACAUCUACCACAGGAUACUGAGGCAGCAGAACUAUUUGGUGGCUAUGGUGAACAAGCGGCUGUUGCCGCCGAGGCUGAACGUCCCAUUUCUGGGGGAGAUCGUGUACUGGACGGCGGGGUUGAGGCUUAAUAUUCAGUUGUUGUUCUUUUGGUCGCCGUGGUCGCCGUUCGAGCACCCGUGGCACUUGCGCGAAGAGUACAAGAAGCCGAAUUUGAGGCACGAAUUGGCGAAUCAGUUUGGCAAACAUAUUCUUUGGUUGGCGGUGGCGAAUCUGGUGUUCGCUCCGAUUAUUUUCCUGUGGCAGAUUCUGUAUGCGUUUUUCAGUUAUGCGGCGGUUAUCCGCAAAGAACCCAGUAUUUUGGCCAUCAGAAGGUGGUCGUUGUACGGUCGCUUGUAUUUGAGGCACUUCAAUGAGUUGGAGCACGAGUUACAAGCACGAUUGACGAGGGCUCAUCGGCCCGCGACGAAGUACCUGGCGGCGUUUUCGUCGCCUUUAGGUACCAUCAUCUCCGAGAACAUCGGCUUCUACGCGACCGCGUUCCUCGCAGUCUUCGUCGGCCUCUCCCUCAUCGACGAAGACGUCCUCGCCGUCGAGCACGUCCUAACCAUAAUGACAGCCCUAACCGUGGCCGUGGCCGUCCUCCGGACCAUCGCCCCCGACGAAACCACCUCCCAGGAUCUCGAGGACCUCCUAACCAAGGUAAUGGUGCACACGCACUACCUCCCCACCGACUGGUCCGGCCAGGCCCACACCGCCCGCGUCCGCAAGGAGUUCGAGCAGCUCUUCCAGUACGGCUUCGUCAGCCUCCUGGAGACCAUCCUGUCGCCGCUCCUCACGCCCUACAUCCUCUGGCGCCACGUCUACCCGCGCUCCAUCGAGAUCGUCGACUUCUUCAGGAACUUCACCGUGUCGGUCGUGGGCGUCGGCGACGUCUGCAGCUUCGCCCAGAUGGACGUGCGCAAGCACGGCAACCCCGAGUGGCACGAGGAGGAGAUCUCGGUCCCCGACCAGUACUCCCAAUGCGAGGACGGCAAAGUCGAGAUGUCGCUGGUGCACUUCAAGUGCACGAACCCCAGCUGGAAGCCGCCAGAGGGCGUGCAGGCGUUCGUCAAGAACGUGCAGAACCAGAGCAGCAUGAUCGCGUCGUUGAGCAACCAGGACCCGGUGCUGAAUCGCCUGGACGAGAGUCUGGCGCCGGGGGCGUGGAGGAUAGGCGAGCCGUGCUCGACGGAGGCGAUUCCGACGGCGCCGACGGUGGACGUGCCGCUGUACACCAGCGGGAUCUGGAGGAAUAGGGUGACGUCGUCGGCGGAGCCCCAGGGUCACGGACACAUGAGCAGGAUGUGGACGAACGAGGGGAUCUCGCCGAUGAGUAUAAGGGAAAUGGCUUUAAACGCGACAUAUUUGCAUAGUAUACAUAGUAAUAGAACUGAAAAUAGAGUGCGGAAUACUGCCCAAGAAACAACGCCUUUACUACUGAACCGUUGACUAGUCUAAAUUUUUUAUUAUGUAACUUAAAUUUGUAACAGUAAGAGUAAAGUAUAAAUAUUAUGUAAUAUAUUUAAGAUUGUUCAAUAAAUUUAUUUUUAUUUGUCUAUUAA